AUGGUAUACGAAGCUAAACCUUUUGACCCGAUAACGGUGAAGGCUAACGAGAAGAAGCGAGUUGCAUACUUUUAUGAUGCUGAUGUGGGAAACUAUGCUUAUGGUGCAGGACAUCCUAUGAAACCACAUAGAAUAAGAAUGACACAUUCGUUGAUUAUGAAUUACGGUUUGUAUAAGAAGAUGGAAAUUUACAGGGCUAAACCUGCAACGAAACAGGAGAUGUGUCAGUUCCAUACCGAUGAAUAUAUUGAUUUCUUGUCUCGAGUCACUCCAGAUAAUUUAGAUAUGUUCCAAAAGGAGAGUGUGAAAUUCAACGUUGGAGACGAUUGUCCUGUGUUUGAUGGUUUGUACGAGUACUGUAGUAUAUCUGGAGGUGGUUCUAUGGAGGGUGCAGCCAGAUUAAACCGAGGCAAAUGUGAUGUUGCCAUUAACUAUGCUGGUGGUUUACAUCAUGCCAAAAAAUCGGAAGCUUCAGGGUUCUGUUACUUGAACGAUAUAGUGCUAGGUAUCAUCGAGUUGUUAAGGUACCAUCCUCGUGUUCUUUAUAUUGAUAUUGAUGUGCAUCACGGUGAUGGUGUAGAAGAAGCUUUUUAUACUACGGAUCGAGUUAUGACAUGUUCUUUCCAUAAAUAUGGGGAAUUCUUCCCAGGUACUGGUGAAUUGAGAGAUACUGGUGUCGGGAAAGGUAAAUACUAUGCUGUGAAUGUCCCAUUAAGGGACGGUAUUGACGAUGCCACUUACAAAUCGGUAUUUGAACCAGUCAUAGGUAAAAUUAUGGAAUGGUACCAACCUUCUGCCGUGGUACUCCAAUGCGGUGGUGACUCUUUAUCCGGCGAUCGUUUAGGUUGUUUCAACCUUUCAAUGAAGGGUCACGCAAACUGUGUCAACUACAUGAAAUCGUUCGGUGUUCCUCUCAUGAUUGUUGGUGGUGGUGGUUAUACAAUGCGAAACGUGGCUCGUACAUGGGCUUUCGAAACGGGUAUUCUGAAUAAUGUGAUUUUGGAUGAAGAACUUCCUUACAACGAUUACUACGAAUAUUAUGGCCCUGAUUACAAAUUGGAUGUCAGACCAUCUAAUAUGUAUAACGUCAAUACACCGGAGUAUUUGGAUAAAGUGCUACUUAAUAUUUUCAGCAAUCUAGAGCAUACUAAAUAUGCCCCAAGCGUUCAACUCAAUCACGUUCCUCGCGAUGCGGAGGACAAAGGUGACGCCGAAGAAGAUACUGCAGCUGCGAAGGACACUAGAGGAGGUUCUCAGUAUGCAAGAGACAUAACCAUUGAGAAUGCAACCGAAUUUUAG
Kluyveromyces lactis is the source of this 1299-nucleotide messenger RNA. It is a transcript of the gene RPD3, whose product is annotated as histone deacetylase RPD3. NCBI's taxonomy places the organism in Eukaryota, Fungi, Ascomycota, Saccharomycetes, Saccharomycetales, Saccharomycetaceae. The record is from RefSeq and is a predicted model, not a curated record. Gene Ontology annotation, molecular function: histone deacetylase activity. The transcript has a single exon. Bases 1 to 1299 code for a protein of 432 amino acids.